Vicugna pacos (alpaca) is the source of this 1642-nucleotide messenger RNA. Its product is annotated as charged multivesicular body protein 3. Gene Ontology annotation, cellular component: endoplasmic reticulum. Gene Ontology annotation, biological process: vacuolar transport; ERAD pathway; protein ubiquitination. Gene Ontology annotation, molecular function: ubiquitin-protein transferase activity. Lineage: Eukaryota; Metazoa; Chordata; Mammalia; Artiodactyla; Camelidae. The record is from RefSeq and is a predicted model, not a curated record.
AGUUUUUUCCCUUUAUUUUUCUCGCCUCUGGACUGGAAGGGCCCGCGCGAGGCUCUGCGUCUCUGCCCCUCCUGGUCUUUUGCUCACCCCCGCACAAAUCCCCAGAUUCACCUGCCUCGCGGCCGGGGAUGUCCCCACGGUGACGGCGGCGGGCGCCGGACCACACGCGGAGCUGGUGCCCUCGCCCAGGCUGCUGUAAAUACACACUCCCCCGUCUGCCGUCCUCUUUUUCGUGUUCUGAGCUCUCUGAAAAGAGAGAAGACGCAGGGGAGGAUGUGGCUGAAGCUUUUCUUCUUGCUCCUCUAUUUUCUGGUCCUGUUCGUCCUGGCCAGGUUUUUUGAGGCCAUUGUGUGGUAUGAAACUGGCAUCUUUGCCACCCAGCUGGUGGAUCCGGUGGCACUGAGCUUCAAGAAGCUGAAGACCAUUCUGGAGUGCCGGGGGCUGGGAUACUCGGGGUUGCCGGAGAAGAAGGAUGUCCGGGAACUGGUGGAAAAGUCAGGUGACCUGAUGGAAGGUGAGCUCUAUUCUGCACUCAAAGAAGAAGAAGCAUCGGAAUCUGUCUCCAGUACCAAUUUCAGUGGUGAAAUGCACUUCUAUGAGCUUGUGGAAGACACAAAAGAUGGCAUCUGGCUGGUUCAGGUCAAUGAAUGGUCAUUGAAGAUAAGAAAGGAAAUGAGAGUUGUUGACAGGCAAAUAAGAGAUAUCCAAAGAGAAGAAGAAAAAGUGAAACGAUCUGUGAAAGACGCUGCCAAGAAGGGUCAGAAGGAUGUCUGUGUGGUUCUCGCCAAGGAGAUGAUCAGGUCGAGGAAGGCUGUGAGCAAGCUCUACGCGUCCAAAGCCCACAUGAACUCCGUGCUCAUGGGGAUGAAGAACCAGCUGGCGGUUUUGCGAGUGGCUGGUUCCCUGCAGAAGAGCACAGAGGUGAUGAAGGCCAUGCAGAGUCUUGUGAAGAUCCCAGAAAUCCAGGCCACCAUGCGAGAGCUGUCCAAAGAGAUGAUGAAGGCUGGGAUCAUAGAAGAGAUGUUAGAGGACACUUUUGAGAGCAUGGACGAUCAGGAAGAAAUGGAGGAAGCAGCAGAAAUGGAAAUUGACAAAAUUCUGUUUGAAAUCACAGCAGGCGCCCUGGGCAAAGCCCCCAGUAAAGUGCCCGACGCCCUCCCGGAGCCCGAGCUGCCGGGGGCCAUGGCCGCGUCCGAGGAGGAGGAGGAGGAGGAGGAGGCCUUGGAGGCCAUGCAGUCCCGCCUGGCCACACUGCGCAGCUAGGGCUGCCGCCGGGAGCCGGGGCACCCGGGGCGCUGGGCCCCCACGCCGGCCGGGCCCCGCCCUGCCGCGCUGUCACACUACACCUCCCGGGGAGGGGGGGGCGCCGCGCCCCGAAGAGCGGGCUCUGCUCAUCUCUCGUCGCUCUCUGCGGAGGCUUGGGGAUCUCGGUAGGACUGUGCUUGAGAGGCGGUGUAAUAAAUGCACCCUUUCCAGGAGCACAUACUGCAGUAUCUUUUUCUGGGUGAGGGCAAAGAAAUCUGUCUUCUUGCGAAGCUCUUCCGAAUUGAUUGCCUGAAUUUUGAGGACUCUGUACAUUUUUUUUUUUGCCUGUAAAACACUAUAUAAAUGGAUUUUAAUAAAUUUCUGCUUUAACACUUGG